AUGGAACAAAGUGAAGAUGAACAGGAGUCCCAGCCAGAGAGUCAUGUGGAUAACAAGAGCAGCGUGAAAUCCUUGCCUGGGGGAGCGGCCCAUGUCAAACUAGAGAUAAAAAAACAUGCAGUUACAGAUGACUACAAACUCUCCAAACGGGUGCUAGGGUUGGGAAUCAAUGGCAAAGUGCUGGAGUGUUUCAACAAGGAGACAGGCCAGAAAUGUGCUUUGAAGCUCCUGUACGACAACCCAAAAGCCCGUCAGGAAGUAGAAUAUCAUUGGCGAGCAUCAGGGUGUCCCCACAUUGUCCACGUCCUGGAUGUUUAUGAGAAUAUACAUCAUGGAAAGAGAUGCCUUCUCAUUGUCAUGGAAUGCAUGGAGGGAGGAGAGCUGUUUAGCAGGAUCCAGGAGAGAGGAGAUCAGGCUUUCACCGAGAGAGAGGCCUCUGAGAUAAUGAGAGACAUCGGAACAGCCAUCCAGUAUCUGCACUCCAUGAACAUUGCCCAUCGAGACGUCAAG
This is a messenger RNA of Eurypyga helias (sunbittern), 510 nucleotides long. RefSeq names its product MAP kinase-activated protein kinase 3-like. Lineage: Eukaryota; Metazoa; Chordata; Aves; Eurypygiformes; Eurypygidae. The transcript has 4 exons. Gene Ontology annotation, molecular function: calcium/calmodulin-dependent protein kinase activity; calcium-dependent protein serine/threonine kinase activity; ATP binding. The annotation marks the transcript as partial. Gene Ontology annotation, biological process: peptidyl-serine phosphorylation; toll-like receptor signaling pathway; protein autophosphorylation. Gene Ontology annotation, cellular component: nucleus; cytoplasm. The record is from RefSeq and is a predicted model, not a curated record.